Molecule: messenger RNA, 4968 nt
Organism: Cavenderia fasciculata
Lineage: Eukaryota; Evosea; Eumycetozoa; Acytosteliales; Cavenderiaceae
Product: mucin 2 precursor
Exons: 4
Coding region: 1-4968 (1655 amino acids)
Source: RefSeq, a predicted model, not a curated record
AUGACAAAUAAAGAUCGUCAUCACACCUCCUCCUCCUCCAAUAAUAAUAAUAAUAAUAAUAACAAUAAUAAUUAUAAUGCUAUUAAAAGGAAACUACCAUCUUCAUCAUCAUCAUCGGCUGUUGGUGGUGGUGGUAGUGGAAGUGGUUCAGCCAUCAUUUCACCAUUCUUUAGUAGAUUUAUGAUUAGUAAUAGUGGUAUUGGUAAUAAAAGCAAUCCCUAUCUAUCAUCUUCAUCACCAUCAUCAUCUUUAAUAAAGAGUCAUUUAAAUAACUUAAACAGCACAAAUAAUCAAUCUUUAAAUAGAUAUGAUAAUAAUAAUAAUAAUAAUAAUAAUAGUAAUAAUAACGACGAUACAACUAGUAAUAGCAGUAGUAGAAUAUCUAAAAGGGGUGGUGGUGGUGGGGUUGGAAAAGACGAUUUGCAUUUUGACAAUAGUCCCACCAACACAAACGAAUAUUACUCGUCGGAUGAUGAUUCUGAUGGAGAGUAUGGUGCAAAAUAUAUAGCUGCACUUCAAAAUAAAGGUAAACAACAUCCUUCUCCUUCGUCGUCAGUAUCUUCAUCUCCAUCACAACCUAUUAUACUUUAUUCAACACCUAAUACAGCAUCACCGAAAGCUGCAGCUGCAGCACCGACAUCAACUAAAUUAUCAUCUCCUCCUCCGACUAUACUUUAUUCAACAGCAUCUUCUACUACUACGACUACUACUACUACUGCAACAGUACAUACAUCUCCAUCUUCACCUUCACCGACAUCAACGAAGAUAUCAUCUCCUCCUCCUCAACCUCCUCAACCUUCACAUAUACAAACUAAAGUAAAAUCAUCACCUCUUUCUCCUCCUCCUCAACUUCCAUCUCCAUCUCUUCCUCCAAUUGUAUUUUAUUCAACUGCAACGAAUAUCCCCCAGAAUGGUCAUAUACCUUCUUCCUCUUCUUCUUCUUCAGCUGCUAGCAUAGUCGGCUCAACAGCGACAACAACAACAACAACAACAGGAUCAUCACUACAAGAACAAUAUCAACAAUUACAAUUAAAAUUACAACAACAAAGACAAUUACACGAGCAACAACAAAAAGAAUUACAAUUACAAACUUUAGUGUUGAUGCAACAAGAACGCAAAAUAAGAGAAUUAGAAGCACUUGAACAACAACUUAUUCAACAAAUUCAACAAGAACAACAACCUCAACAACAACAACAACAACAACAACAACCUCAACAACUUCAACCCUUUCCAGAUGGAGGUUCAGUAGAAUUUGUAGCCUAUGCACAAAAAGAGAAAAAGCCAAAGAAAACAAGAACAACUGCAGCAUCUGUAGAUCCAGUCAACCCUACUAAAACAUGUUUACAUCCUCGUCAUCAAUUGUUAUGUAAUACUUCUCCAGAUGGUAUACCUUGGUCUGAUUUUUAUAUGAGUAGAGGAAAACCAUUAUCAAAAUGUAAAAUAUGUCAUAUUGAUGAUCAAAAUCAAAAGAGAAAGAUAAAUACCGAGACUAUAUCACACAAGGAUGAUCCGCUGAACCAUUUUGCCACAACGAUCAAUUUGGAAAAACAAAUCAAGGGUUGUGCAUGUCCUAUUCAUACCAAGAUUUGUGGUACUCCAUCGGAUCAAGUUCCACUGACCGAGUUUUAUAACUCUGGCACCAGCUAUUCGAAAAAGUGUAUAAAGUGUUUCGAUGACUAUAUCGAAAGAGAAAAACAUAUUGGAGGUCAAAGAAUUUCAAAUUCCUAUCCACUAGUCAUUGGAAAAAGAAAGAUUGAUGAUCUUGAUGAUAAUAAUCAAAAUGGUUCGGUGGUGACCACCACCACUCCAACCUCUCCAACCACUCCAACUACUACUACUACCACAAUCAAUUCAUCUUUAUUGACUACUCCAAAUAAUACUAGUCCGACUACUACUAGUCCACCUCUGGUUUCAUCUGUUCCACCAUUACCAUUCUCUUCAUCUGAUUCAGUGUCUACAACACCAGAGAUGAAAAGGAAAAAGAUUAAAAGUGAUUCACGUAAACUCGAAAAUAUCAAAGGUCAAACAUUGGAUUGUAAUCAUCCAAAUCAUCAAGAAUGGUGGGGUUACAAACCAACUGAUCUCGUCCUAACAGAGUUUUAUUUAAUUGGAAAUUGUUUUAGAAAGAUUUGUAAAAAGUGUUUCUGUCGAAGAAAUAAAUUAAAUAAUCCAGAUAAUAAUAUGGAUCAUCCAAUCAAUCAUAUUGAUCCAAACCUUACCAAAUCAUGUACAGAUACCAAACAUAGCGAACGAUGGGGUACCAGUCCCGACAAUCUACCAUUGAAACAGUUUUAUCUUCGAAAUGGACGGUACUCUCUAACAUGUCGAAAAUGUUAUUCUUUCUAUCAAUUCCAAAGAAAAAAGGCUAGAAUUGCAAGAAAGGAGGUUGGUGCGACCGACAAUGAAUUAUUGAUGGAUCAAGAUCAACAGACAACAUCAUCAUCAACAUCAUCAACAACUACACCACAACAACAACAAGAUGUUACUGAUGAUACAUUAAUGUAUCCACGUUAUAUUAAUGAUCCAACACACAAACAUAAUAUUAGUUCACCAAUCAAUGUUGAUCCACAUAAUCCAAACACAAAGGUAUGCACCAAUAUUAAACAUGAAGAGUGGUGGGGAACCAAACCAUAUGGACUUGCUCUCACAGAGUUCCCAUGGGGUUCCUCCAAAUCCAGAACCAUCUGUCAGAAAUGUUACUUUCACAAGAGAAAGUAUCACUCGGUUCACGUUGACAAUUCCAUCGAUGCCACCAAUGCCAGCGACCACAAUGACAGCAAGAUUCUUAAAAAUGUCGAUUUUUUGGUUACAAAGUCUUGCUCGGAAUCAAAUCAUCAAGAUUGGUGGGGUACAUCUCCAAAAGAUAUGGCUCUUUCAGAUUUUGAUACUCGUAAAGGUCAAUAUGUUUCAUCUAAAUGUACACGUUGUUAUCAUAAAACUCAAAAUGAAAAAUAUAAAAAGAGAUCAGAAACUUUGAGAAAUCAAAAGAUCAAUGGUGAUAGUAAUAGUAUUAAUAGUAAUAGUGGUGAUGAUACCCAAGAUAAUAUGGAUUUAGAUAAUGAUAUGGAUGGUAUGGACAUGGAUAUGGAUAUGGACAGCAUGAAUAGUUUUGAUGAAGAUGAUUUUUAUCCAGAUGAUUAUGAAGAUUUUGAUGAUGAUGAAUUGUCAGAUCUUGAUCAAGAUGAAGAUGACGAUGAUGAUGAUGAUGAUACUGAUAUUGAAGAUGAAUCUUUUUCUUCUUCUUCUUCUUAUACUAGAGUAUCAGGUGUCACUGGAAUUGCCCCUCAUGGGUCAGUUUCCACUGCUUCUACCAUUCUUGGUUCUUCACCUGCUCUACAUUCUUCUUCUUCAGCUUCAGUUACUCCCCAACUACAAUCAUCAUCUUCUUCACCUGCUCAACUUUCAGUUCCAAAUACUCCUCCUCUACAACCUUCUGUUGCUCCUACAUCUACAACCUCUACAACAUCUACAGGAGAUAAUAGAGUUCCAGUAUAUACACCACCAGUAAAGAAAAAACAAAAGUAUACACCUAAAAAGGAUAGAAAAAAGAGAAACUUUGUGAAUCCACCUAAACCUAGGUUGAUAUCAAAGGCAACGAUCGACCCUAUGAAUGGAACCAAGACUUGUUGUAACGAGACACAUCUUGAACUCACAGGUACCAGUCCCCUCAACCUGCCAUUGUCAGAGUUUUACACUUUUACUGGAAAGGCACCAACCAGUCGUUGCAAAGUUUGCUAUUUGGAUGAGCAAACACAAAGAAGAAAAAAGAAACGUGAAAUUCAACAAAAUACUCUUCUAUUGCAAAGUAGCAAUACUCCAAACAACCCAUUUUACAAACCAAAUGGCAGUGCCACCGAUGACACCAACAACAACACCAACAAAAAAACAGAAAAAACAGAAAAAAAAAACACUUCCACUUCUACUUCCAAUCCAAGUGUAAAUAAUAAUCAAGCUACAACGACUAAAACUCCACGAUCAAGUAAAACGACUAAAACUUCAAAAGCAACUCCAACAACAACAACACCUACAACAGCUUCAGCCACUCCAAUAACACCUGCAAUGGCUCCAGCAACUCCAGUAGCUACUCCACCAACAACAACAGCUCCAGUUGCUACUUCACCAACUACAGCUCCAGCUCCAGUAGCUACUCCAACAACUACCGCUCCAGCAACACCAAUAACACCUACAACUCCAGCAACCCCUACAGCUCCAGCUCCAGUAGCUACUCCAACAACUACAACACCUGCAAUGGCUCCAGCAACUCCAGUCGCAAUUUCACCAACUACAGCUCCAGUAGUGACUACAGCUCCAGUAGUAACUACAGCUCCGAUAGUAAUGACAACUCCAAUUACAACACCUACAACAGCUCCAGUAGCUACUCCACCAACAACAACAGCUCCAGUCGCUACUUCAACAACAACUACAGCUCCAGCUCCAGUAGCUACUCCAGCAACAAACUACGCUCCCAGCACACUACAUCCACCAACAACAGCUCCAAUAGUAAUGACAAUUCCAAUAGUAAUGACAACUCCAAUUACAACACCUACAACACCAGUAGCUACUCAAACAACAACAACAACAACAACUACCGCUCCAGCAACACCAAAUCCACCAACAACAGCUCCAAUAGUAAUGACAAUUCCAAUUACAACACCUACAACAGCUCCAGCUCCAGUAGCUACUCCACCAACAACAACUCCAGCUCCAGUAGCUACUCCACCAACAACUACAGCUCCAGUAGUAACUACAGCUCCGAUAGUAAUGACAAUUCCAACAAUACCUACAACAGCUCCAACCCCACCACCAAUUCCAGCUCCAUUAGCUCCAGUAGCCACUCCAAUAACAACCACAGCUCCAGUAGCAACUCCACUAACAACUACAGCUCCAGCUACUCCAAUCACUCCAGUAGCAACCCCACAACAACCACAACAAUCAAAUCAAUCUGAACCAGUUUCUUCAAAACAAUAA